This is a messenger RNA of Aspergillus ibericus CBS 121593, 1470 nucleotides long. RefSeq names its product thiamine pyrophosphokinase-related protein. The record is from RefSeq and is a predicted model, not a curated record. Bases 104 to 1072 code for a protein of 322 amino acids. The transcript has 3 exons. Lineage: Eukaryota; Fungi; Ascomycota; Eurotiomycetes; Eurotiales; Aspergillaceae. Gene Ontology annotation, molecular function: 8-oxo-dGDP phosphatase activity.
CGCUUGGUAGCCCCUGCGGGUGACUCGUGCCUUCUGGGUGGGUUGAUUGAGCGCCGCAGACAUUGUACAUAUCGGUCUUUUGUUGAUAUUGUUGUUCGACACCAUGGGCAAGUCGUAUCUUAAUCUGGUUAAUGAGUGCGAUAGUUUUCCGUACUACGAUGAUAACCCCGCAUUAUACCUGGAACAUCUGAAGAAUUAUCACGUUUUCAAAGUCGCCGGUUGCGAUGCCGCCCUGGGAUAUAUCCUGAACUCGACAGUAGAGAAGUUCUUCUCGCUGUCGGAAUGCUGGGCUGUCGAUUCUGCAAACCGGACCGUCACCCUCGUCGCUCCUGCUGACGCGACACCUGCCCAGCGCAGCGAACUGGUGGCCAAGUCCCUCGAUCAGGCUGUGGAACUGGGAACGUUCGAUAUUCUGAAAGGAUGGCGCAACGAAAUGUAUCCGGUCUAUGGACCAGGCGGUGAAUUCCUCCUGGAGAUGGAACGGUCUGCGACUCCUUUGUUCGGUGUCGUCUCCUACGGCGUCCAUUCUACGUGUUACGUGGACGAUGAGGAUGGUCUCCGCAUUUGGGUUCCGAGACGCUCGAGAACGAAGCAAACAUAUCCCGGUAUGCUGGAUAACUCUGUGGCGGGUGGUAUGAGCACCACAGAGCAUCCGUUUGAAUGUCUCGUUCGCGAGGCGAUGGAGGAAGCGUCCCUUCCGGAGGACGUUGUCAGGGCUAAUGCUACUGCUGCGGGCUGUGUCACGUACACAUAUGUCCGGAGCUCGAAAGCCGGGGGUGAAACCGAUCUGGUGCAGCCGGAGGUUGAGUACGUCUUCGAUAUCAAGGUCGGGGCCGACAUUAUCCCCAAGCCCUGUGACACGGAAGUCGAAGAGUUCAAGCUGUACACGGUGGAAGAAACCAAGGCGGCAAUGGCAAAUGGGGAAUUCAAGCCCAACUGUGCCAUGGUCCUGAUUGACUUUUUCAUCAGACACGGGAUUCUGACUGCAGAGAACGAGCCCGACUACCUGGAAAUCAUCGCCAGGGUGCACCGCCGCUUUGAGUUCCCAACCGCGUCCCACGUGACGAAGUGAGCUACAACUGACUCGAGAUAUGAAUCAGACCAUUGUUGUAGAGAAAUGUUUAAUGUUCUAUUUGAUAUACCCAAUCACCAAUCAAACGCCGGCGCUGCAAUCAAGUACCCCAAUCAAUGCAAACAGACUUUUCUGACUAUCCGGGAGAUUCCAUACUUCUGGAGACAAAAAUUUGACGGUUCGCGGAAUUCCUCUAUUUCUUCAGGAGCAGAUACACGUAGUCGAUUCUCAGGGGCGCCAGCUUCUUGUAAGGACCUUCCAGGUAAAGCAACAGUCCACCGAAGGAGAUGAAAACGGCCAUGUUUCCCUGGCUGGAACCCUCCUCGAAGCGGUAGACCUUUCCGUGGCAGACGUAGUCGUAGUCAUUGGCCAGGGUCUGCUCGCCCAUUCCAACCUCC